This is a messenger RNA of Pecten maximus, 7183 nucleotides long. RefSeq lists its product as uncharacterized. Bases 150 to 4655 code for a protein of 1501 amino acids. The transcript is spliced from 7 exons. The record is from RefSeq and is a predicted model, not a curated record. NCBI's taxonomy places the organism in Eukaryota, Metazoa, Mollusca, Bivalvia, Pectinida, Pectinidae.
AAAUCGAAAGUGAAAGUAUGAAAGAGUACAGGGAAUUCGUGGAAGUAACCUUGACUUUGAGUACGGCUCAUUACGUCACUUUAUCGAACAUCCGCUGACAAGGAAUGCUGACAGCUGAGUUUCGGAGAACAGGGAAGUAACCCGCGGCCAUGGGCGUGGAUUUGGCGGUGUACCGUGCACGGGUUGGUCAGUUUGUACCUCGGACAGUGAAGAAUGCCUUGUCAAACACCGGAUACCUGUGUAAAGCGAUCGCCAGUGUCCGGGGUGACCUCACACACGACAAACUGGACAUCAAAGGAGCUGUUACAUUCAUUGAUCUCCUCCUGCGUAUACAAGGAAUAGAGCCGAACCCAGGACCGGGAAAGCCAGAUCAACAGUUGUUUACAGAGGAACAGGCUGAAGACAACAAUGACAUCAACAACACAUUUGACAGCAAUACUAACCCAGUCAGUGCUGACCGGAUCAGUCAGUUUAUGGAAUCUCUUGUGCCUGUUAGUAGUCCUAAUCAGCCAGGAAGUAGUACUACAAGCGAGAACGCAGGCGCAGUAGCAAUAACCGGAGUUUCUGCUGGAGUUGCCAUCCCAACAACUAUAAAUCAAUUGACUGUCAAUUAUGUUGACAAAAGAAAAUACAGAGAAGAGAUCAAGGUUGAGACGAUGAACAUGGAACAUGCUGAAAAUGUAUGUACAGGGGAACAGACGAUUGUACACACAGAAGCAUCUGGUGGAAAUGAAGACGAUCACCAACCUGAAACAAAGGAGAAAAAUCCUAAAAGAAUUUUACUUGAAGAGAAUGCAGAGACAAUGUUAACACGGCACAUCGAAGAAAUGACCAAUAUUUUGGUCACCAGGACCAAAGCUGAGAAUGAAGUAGUGAAGCGUCUCAAGGACUAUAACAUGGUGAUCAUAUCCGGGGUCACUGGAGAGGGGAAGACAACUCUGGGUAGGGAAAUAUGUAGAAAGCUGAGAGACGGUACCCUUGACAAUGAUAUCAAACAAAAGACACCUGUUCUCAUAACAGUGCCCCAGGAUUGGAGUGAUGUUGUCAAUGACAAAGAUGAUAUCGUUGUGUUUGUAGAUGACAUCUUUGGGAAAACAAACUAUCAAACAGGACUUUUGAAUGGGUGGAAACCAUUCUUCGAUAGAACAUUACAAAGUUUACGCGAGGGAAAAGUUUGUUUGGUAGUGACUUCUCGCACACAUAUACUUAAAGAUGCCAGACGAGAGUCAGGUGUACUGAUAGAGAUGGUAAGUGACCACAUUCUGUCCGAAAAGAAAACGGUAGAUUUGACAGAUGAUCACAGAUUGACCAAGGAAGAACGUGUUAAUAUUUACAAAAAUCAUUCUAAUCUAAGACAGAGGGAGAAUGACCGCUUUGGUAGCAUGUUACUUGAAAGUUUUGCAAUUAAGAGUUUUCCAUCAAAUAUUGCUAUAGGCUAUGCCCAGGUUUGUAAGCUUUUCUUUGCUAAUGAUUCGUUUUUCGAGAAAGGAGAAGAGUUUUUCAGAAAUCCUGACCGGUUGCUUACAGAAGAAAUAGAACAGAUGAGACUCACAGAACCACACAAAUACUUUGCACUGGUAUAUUGCUUCUUAAACGACCAAACUAUAGAUACUAAAAAGCUGAAUCGUUUAAAAAUGCCAUCAGAAGAGUAUGACACUUUGAAGGUCUAUGCAGAAGUGUGUGGCGUUCUUCACACCGACAACGUACUAACCAGUCUUAAACAUGGCCUUGACGCCCUAGAUCGUACAUAUCUGACAAAGCAAAACACGUUGUUUACCAUUAGCCAUCAAUCAAUAGCAGAUAGUGUUAGUUUGGUGUUUGGAAAGGAAAAUCCAGAAAUGAUUUUAGAAAAAUGUAGCAACCGCGUGAUACUGGAACUGCUGGAUGUCACGGAUGAUGGUCAAAACGACAUAUGCACCUUGCAUGUGCCUGCUGAGUGCUUUGGACAACUCGUGAAGCGAAUGUACAAAAUGAUCAUGGAAGGGGACAUUUUCGAUAGAAUUACAUUGGAAUCUUUUCCACGGUUCCGUAACCAAAAGCUUGCGGAUUGUCUCUUCGAGUAUAUCACCAAACAGAACGAUAAAAGGGGUUUCUUAAAAGCUCAUUCUGGGAGUAUAUAUUCUGCCUCAAACAGUCUACUAGAAUCUUGCGCAAACAAUGUGUCCUUCUUAAGAGCAUUUUUCAAGUUCCAAAUCGACGAUUUUAUUGUCGAAGAGUACGAUAUUCUAUCCUACACAAGAGCAUUACAGAGAGCUCUACAACAAGCCCUGGAACAUGUACGUUUGGAAUCCAUGUCAAUUCUUCUUAAUAAAGGGGCGUUCCUCACUGAAAAAUGUCUUCAGUUAGCAAUCGGUUCAAACGAUGAAAAACUGGUCAAGUUUGUAUUGUCAAAGAAUGUUUGGACAGAAUCUGAAGUAAAGAAACACAUCAGCGACAAUACUCCAGAUCACAUUCGUGACACCCUGAAGAGGAGAAGAACAAAAUGCAAGGUAAAGUUGAUAAGGGAUCAGUGUACCAAACAGAAAACGUACAUCAACAAGAAAGCCACAGAACUCCCAAGCAUGUGUAUGAAAGAUAUGACGAGAGCUGCCGAACAAAUGGACUUUGGCAUACUUCAUGCAAUUUUUCAGUCCCCACAAUUAAAAGAACAUAUCCAUAGUCUGAUAAAGAUAAUUCUGGAAUCAAAACACAAAAUGCUAACUGAUGCCAUUGCAAUUAAAAUGAUUCUUGGAAAUAUUGAAGGGAGAGUUGUCCAACAUGCGUUACAUUGUUGUGACUUGGAUAUGUUCCGUUUCGUCCUUUUCUCAACCAAUACAGCUCAGCUGAACUCCAUGCUCUCUGAAGCCAUCUAUCUAAAUAAAACAGACCAUAUAGAAGUUCUCACCAAGGCGGGUGGUCAACCGUCUAUUGAUGAUUUUGUCAGGAAGGCUGGAACAAAUUUAAGGGGUGUGGAAAGCGUCGUAGAAGUGAUUAUGAAAACAGGACUUUGGACACCCGCACAACUAAAUGAUGCCCUUGACGCAGCCGUCACCUGCGGAUCAUCUGCUACCAUGGAAACCCUUUACGAAGGUGGAGCACAGUUUACAGAAGAAGCUCUAGUGAACGUGUCCAAACGGCUGGAUGAUCCACUAACAAAGAGUAGCGACACAAUGACUCCUGAAGAACGGAUUCAUUGGCUAAAUAAAUUGUUACAGUCCCUCGAAAACCCAGCAGUCUUUAUAGACUUCAACAAACGUGUCCCUAAAAUGCUUGCAUAUGUUUUUUUGAAACACAAAUGGUCUCGGAGGCAGAUCACUGAUGCGAUGAGUGCUGCAUUAAAAUCCGGGUCUUUCGAAACCAUCCAGUUUCUUAAAGAAAAAGGAGGGAAAUUCAGAAACGAUGCUUUGAUAGCGGCUGUCAAAAGGGCUCCUGACACGCAAAAAGUUGUACAGUUUGUGAGAAGAUCUAAGGCAUGGUCAGUUGACCAACUCAGUGAAGCCUUACAUCAGGCUUUAGUCAUUUGCAGACCUGAUGUCAUUGUCUACUUGAACACUAUGGGAGCACUGUUCAAUGAUUCAAGUCUGAAAAAUGUUCUUCGGUGGCAUCUUGAACAUCAUAUUCAGUUGAAAUUCAUAAAAUAUAUUCUUACAGUUCGUACUUGGUCACAAGAGCUGUUAAAUGAAGCCUUUCAUUUUGCAUGUGAAAGAGGAAGUCUCGCAGUCCUUGCGUUUCUUACCACAGUUGAGGAAUCAGAAUUAGGAUGUGUUCUAAUGCUACGAGGUAUAGAUCAGCUGAAGGGAAAUGUUGUUCAAACUUUAAAAGAUGAAGGCAAAAAUGAGGACCUAGCUGUUCUCCUAAAUAAGGAAAUUCAAGAAGGUUGCACAGAAAUCGUUGAAAAAUUGCUAAGCGAGAUGCACAUUCCCUGCGACGACGACAGUUUAUCAAAUGCCAUGGAAAACACUCGGAACUACCAAAGAUACGAUAGGCUGAAAAUGGUCCGCCUAGUACGGGAAUCCAGACACUGGUCUGAUGAGUUGCUGAUGAAGGCACUUGACAAAGCUUUGAGACUCGGGUAUACUGAGGUGGUAUUCUACCUAUAUGGUCACGGGGCAAUGUUCAGUGACCAAAGUCUGGAAUACGCAAUCACUGAUAAAACUGAAGGAUAUGAUAUUUACGCUCUAGUGACGUACUUAAUAAAAAGUCGUCAAUACGAUACACAACAGAUGAACAAUGCACUGCAAAAGUCAUUAGAAAUCGGAUGUGUUCAACUACUGACACUGUUUUGUGAACAAGGGGCCGAGUUUGCAGAAAAAAGCCUGCGAAGAGUCAUUCACAAAAACUGGAAACUGUCAGAUAGACUUCCUGCCGUGCAGUUUGUAUUGAACGCAAGAGGGUGGGAUGCGGAUGAGAAGAAUGAAGCCUUGUUGAGUGCUGUAAAAUUGGGAGAUAUAAGGGUGAUUAGAUGCAUUCUCAGGUGCGGAGGGGUGGUGUCAGGACGAUGUUUGUUGGAACUACUGGAGAAGAAAUGUAAACCGUCACAUCGCCUGUCUAUCAUCAGACUCCUGAUCACAAGUCCCGGGUCUCUGUCACAGGAUCUACUUAUAGAUGCCAGGGAAAAGGCUAAACUACUGUCAGAGUCUAAACUCGAGGCAUACAUCCAAAGGUUUAUUACAUAGGUGAGACAAGCUAUUCUACAUUUGAACCAUUGAACUCUCCAUUCUAGAUUUAAAACACUUAUAUCAUGCAAUACCAGUGAUGCUAUAAUAUUUCGUAUUGACCAGUUAGAUUAGUAUUCCUUUUCAACGUUCUACUUUUUAAAAGUCUAGACCUUCGACAUGUAAUACCAAUAAAAAAAGAACGCGUCUGUUUGAAUUCUACGUAACGUUAAAAACGUUCUCCGUCACUCAGCUGAUGGAACAUUCAUCUUUAGCUCAGGGAUUGAGUCGUUGCUUAUACGCCGGAGACACGGAUUCGAUUCACGUCAUAGCGAUCGACAGGAAUGAUUUUUUUCUCUGCCCUUUCACAAAUGCACCCAACUAAAAUCCAACGAUUGGGAUAUAGAGAUUCUCAUGCUGUGAUUUGCAUAAAUUUAAAGAAAACUUGGGUAGUUGGAAUGGGUUGGUGUGGCUUAUACACAGUGAAAAAUACGGUCUCUGUCACUCAUCUUACGACAUCUGACGAAGCAUGUUUCUUUAGCUCAGAAGGUAGAGCCGGAUAUCAUUACGCCGGAGACCCGGGCUCGAUUCAUGUAAGGCAAUAAUGUGUUUUCUUUGUUCUUUUACGAUGAAUAAAAAAUGUCAAAGUCGCAAAAUAUAUGCAUGUAGUAAUGAAGCUUUCAAAAUCCUUUUUAACUUAAAGGGACGUUUUACAAUGAGUAUCAUAUGGAAAGACCCAAUUUCUAAACCAUAGGAAAAUGACUUGAACUAUCAAGUUAUCAUUCAAAAUUAACAUCGUCGGAAUAGUUUUGGUUUUAAAAGUGAUACAAACUUUAUUUUCAAGAUGAAAGUAUAAUACUAAAUGUUUGUAUUAUCUAUUUUUUCCUUUAUCAUUAAGGAAUUAAGAAUGAUAUACAGUAUGAAUUAUCUAAAAGAACAGAAUCAAAGUAGUUGUGUUAUAAAGAAAACAUAUGAUUACAACACAACACUAUGCAUUAUACAAUAAGUCUAGAAAGUAAGUUAGUUAGUUAGCUCUCACCUACUACAGUCAGUGUUAUGUCAGCUUUAGAAAGUCAGACUUAUCGCCUACAUUACUCCGCCUAUUGUUAAAUUUCGUCUCACCGACUACAGUCAGUGUUAUGUCAGCUUUAGAUAAUCACAGACCUAUCGCCUACAUUACUCCGCCUAUUGUUAAAUUUCGUCUCAUCGACUACAGUCAGUGUUAUGUGAGCUUUAGAUAAUCACAAACUUAACGCCUACAUUACUCCGCCAAUUGUUAAAUUUCGUCUCACCGACUAUAGUCAGUGUUAUGUGAGCUUUAGAAAGUCACAGACUUAACGCCUACAUUACUCCGCCUAUUGUUAAAUUUCGCUCACCGACUAUAGUCAGUGUUAUGUCAGCUUUAGAAAGUCACAGACUUAUCGCCUACAAUACACCGCCUAUUGUUAAAUUUCGUCUCAUCGACUACAGUCAGUGUUUUGUUAGCUUUAGAAAGGUACACGAUUACCGCCUACAUAACUCCGCCUAUUGCCAGUUUUCUGUUGACGUAUAGUCUUUAUGGUCUACUACAUAUUGUCUUAUCGUCUAAUCUUAUAUUUUAAAUCAUUAUGUAAGUAACAGUGUUGUAUUUUUAUCAUUCAAUAACAAGAUUAAUGCUAUAGAUACCCCUGUUUAUAAGAUAAUGUAAAAUGAUCUUCAACGCUUUUCACCAUUUAUAGCUUUUGAAACUAUGUGUCUAUAUACCCUUUGACAAUAUUACAUUUACAUAUGCUAAUAAACAUGUUCAAGGUUACUUCUAUAAUUUGUGGUUCUGAUUAAAAAUUGAAUGUUGUAAAUGGAAUCUGAUGAAACUGAUGUACUAUUUGUAUAGUGACUUAAAAAGGCUCGUGUGGCUAUGGUGUGUUGUAUUAAUUAGUAUAUAAUUAAUUAAUUUAAUCUGCCACAAGUUUUGAGCGUUUAAGCGUGAGGUACAUCAUAGUAUUGGCCAAAUCACAUGUAAGAUUCGGUUUAUGACAUUUUUUUUGAAAUAUCAAAAUAAUAUAUUAACAUAGAAAAUGUUGUCAAGUGUAAAUGAUGCUGUAAUAUAACUGUGCGAUAGUUGAGAACGGUUUAUAUGUUCUAGCUUAUAAACUGUUGAUCUUUAUCUAAUUUGGAUUUAAUAAGCCCACCAUCAUAGGGGGGGGGGGGGGCUAUGAUGGUGGGCUAUUCAAAUUGCCCCGCGUCCGUGGUCCGCUUGUCGUUCACAGACAAAAGACUACACCCCUUAAGUCAAUGUUAUUUGUAUGUUCGUCAGUAAACAGUCCUUGUUUUCACAAUUUCUUGAAGAGCACUGGAGUUUUUUGUUUUUUUUUUUUCAUGUGUAGCUUUUUCUAAUCUCCCUAGUUGUGUAGGCUCCACUUGUUAUCAGAUUAUUGAAAAGAGAAAAGGGACAAAUAGAAGAUCAAAUUGUUUGUAUUCAACUUUUAUUUUCCUAUAUAGUAAAGUGAAUAGCGCUUUAAAAUAUACAUUGUUGUGUAAUUACAAAGUAAACAAUGCUUCCACAAAACGUU